This is a messenger RNA of Aspergillus brunneoviolaceus CBS 621.78, 3739 nucleotides long. RefSeq lists its product as uncharacterized. The record is from RefSeq and is a predicted model, not a curated record. Lineage: Eukaryota; Fungi; Ascomycota; Eurotiomycetes; Eurotiales; Aspergillaceae. Gene Ontology annotation, molecular function: RNA polymerase I core promoter sequence-specific DNA binding; RNA polymerase I general transcription initiation factor activity; TBP-class protein binding. The transcript has 2 exons. Gene Ontology annotation, biological process: transcription initiation at RNA polymerase I promoter; nucleolar large rRNA transcription by RNA polymerase I. Bases 376 to 3513 code for a protein of 1045 amino acids. Gene Ontology annotation, cellular component: RNA polymerase I core factor complex.
CAUCCCGAUAACUCACUAUCAGCCCUCCAUUAUUGGUCACUCUUCACUCGUGCAGUUAUCUAUAUUCUCUAGGACUUUCUUUCUCUCUCAAGCAGCUGCUGGUGCCUCAGAAGGCCAGUGUUUGAGAAUAUUUGAACAAGACAAAAAAGAGAAAGAAAGAAAGAAAGAAAGAAAGAAAGAAACAGAAGAAGAAAAAGGUCUUAUCUGGACGAGACCCCAAGAGGAGACCCGAAAGUCUGCAUGCAGUACCGUGUCUGAUUUUCCAGCCAGAUUCAACCACUCUAAAUGGCCACUCCCCAUGGGACCUUAAUUUGCCUUCGUCAUACAUUGUCACUGAAUAGAUAAGGUUCUCAGGUUCCAAAAAUUCAGAUCUUCAUGGCAUCUGUUCCUUCGGCUUCCUUCUUCUCCUUGCCGCUUCCUCCAUGGCAGCAACCUCAGAGUGCACGGGUGGCUAAAUAUGAGGCCAAAAAGCGCAAGAAGACCCUUGAUGACUGGGGUGACAAUGAUGAUGACGACCUAGGAGAAACCACCGAUGCUGCUUCGGAAGUUGCGCUGCCUGCGCCAUCUCUGACUUUGUCACCAGAUGAAGCUCAUCAAUACCGCGUUGCGGGCUUGUCUUUCGACCAGGAAUUACCGGGCGGCAAGUUUCCGCAUGCACCUGCACAAACCCAGUCUUCCACUCGACAGACGCGGGAAGGGGUGCUUGAAAAGCUAUCCUCUCUCUCUUCUCCCAUAUAUCCCCCCCAGUCUGCUGCUCAUCAGGGUAACCUCCGUCUGCAGCACCUGGCUGUGCUGACAUCCAUAUUGCACCGCUGUCUUCUUCAAAGGGACUAUGUCCGAGCGGGAAGAGCCUGGGGACUACUUCUCCGAGAAGAAUUCAAUGGAAGACCGAUCGAUGCGCGGACUGAGGGGAGAUGGGGAAUUGGUGCGGAAAUUCUGCUCCGGCGCGGCCGUCAAAUCGCAGACAUGGCUGCUGAAAAUGGCAGCGACAACGGCGGUUCCCAGUCACCAGGGUCGGGUCCACAGCUCAUGUUCACAAGGAAGGGCUUUGAGGAUGCCAAGAAGUAUUAUGAGAGGCUGAUCAUCCAGCAUCCAUACCGGAAGGCUUCUCCAGACUCCAUCAGCUCAUUGCAUUUCUACCCUGCCAUGUUCGGCCUCUGGGUUUAUGUGGCCCAGGAGGAGAGCGAGGUUGGUCGACAGAACAUCUGGAUUCGUCAUACCGAUGAAUACGGACAGCAUUCGGAGGAUGAAGAUCUUGCCUCCGACCACAACGGCCAUCGUGAUUCCAAGGAAAGGGCCCACGCGCUCAUUGCCGACGUGCGCAAAGCAGAGCUCAAUCAAGCGCAAAAGAUUGCGGGGAGAAUGGAUGAGAUUCUUGGCUCUCCGCCCUAUUCGGAUUCUCCAGAAUUGUUAGAGCUUAGGGGAAUGGUGUCACGCUGGAUUGCUGAUCUAUUUGUGUCCUCCGUGCCUGGAGGCCAGACUGACCACGACUACUAUACCGAUGACGAGGAUGAAGACUCGAUGUCCGACAACAUGCAGUAUUCGAUCCAGGAUAGACGCGAACGUAGACUUGCGAUGGAAAAGCGUGCGUCCGAGACUCAGAAGUCCGAAGAAUUCUUCCACAAAGCCAAGCAGCGUGGCAAGGGGGUAACUUCUACUCUUGAUGACUUACACAUUGAUGAUAACGAGUCGAUGGGCUAUUGGAUGACGAUGGGCGUGGGAGACUAUGUGCAUGCCAGACCACCCGGCGCCCAACCGCGAUCUCGCACAAGUGAAAACCAACCCCAAAAUCAUGAUCAAAAUCUCUCAUCCCGACAGGCCUUAGCAGCCCAAGCAAGGGUUGAAGUACCGUCCACCAACCUGAUUGCUCCGGUACCACUACCGGGCAAUCAAGCCAACCUAUUUGAGCACUAUGCGCAGCAGCCGCAACCACCACCAGUCGAAGACGCCGCGCACAGGGACAUGUUCGACACCGACGUGGAGGGAAUUGAUGACUCGACCAUCGCAGCAACCAGCGUGUUAGGAUUCGACGACAUUUCCCCUCAGUAUCAAUUAUCAUCCACAGCGCAGCAUCACGCCGCCCCCGACCCGAAGAUAUUCCAACCGCACCCGUCCCAGUCUCAUCCCCCGCAACGCUCGCACGAUGCCAAUUGGUACGCGAGCUUUGGCGACAACGCCCCGAAGUCGGCUGGCUUCGACUCAGGGGAUGCGGCCGACGAUGCCGAGAGCCAGUUAACCUCCGUCGUCGGGGAUGAUGAGCAGUCCGACACGACCGAGGACGCCGCGGAUUAUGCCCGGCGCUACAGGUCGUCAACCACGACGGCCAACGAACCCCUGAGCAAACGUCUGCAGAAUUUCUGGAGCGCCAGCCGUCGCACCUAUCAGAAUCCCACCGAGGACGCUCCCGCCGCGAUCCCCGCCGUGUACCUGGAGCCGGCUAAGGCUUCCGGUCCUGGAACACUGCGGCAAGCCCACUCCGACUCCAGGAUGAUGACCGCCAGUCAGGUCUUGCCCCUAGCCGGCGGCAACAGCCGAAAGGUCACUCUCCCACGCAGCGUGACAGCGACUCCCCGGACGAGGUUCAGCCCCCCGAAGCCCACCCUCCUGGAACAGUUAGAUUUGACCCCGACCCGCCGGACGUCUGGACCACGCCCCCAGCCAGGCAAGGACGUGGCAGGCGGAGUCGGUCAUUACCAGCGUCACCACCAUCACCACCACCACCACCACCAACAACAACAACAACAGAAUCAGGAUCAGAAUCAUCGCGACAUCGCGGAGGAGUACGGCCUUUUCGACAGUGACUUCAGGAGACGAGGGAGCCUGCCCCCGCUGAGUGCCUUUGACAUCACCAACAUCGACGACCUGGACAACGACCACGAUGAUAAUCACGACCACAACAAAGACGACCACGACCACGACCACGAUCCCAUCAACGACCCUUUCUCCCGCCGCCUAUCUGUCCAGCGCAUCAGCCCAGACAGCAGCUCCAGCCCGGAACUCCAAGAAGACCCCUCUUCCAGAAAGCGCCAGCUUGAACCCGACUACCCGCCCGAAGUCCUCCGCCAAAAAUCCUUCGCGGACCUCCAAUCCGAACCCUUCGACCAUAUCCCCAACUCCUCCGCUGCCACCCCCGCAGAAACAAAAACCACGCCACCUCCCCCAGUAUUCUCAACAACCCCAAGCAUCGCGCCUCCCGGACCCGACACGAAAGCCGAGGAGAAGAUGUCGCACCUGUUGAGUCUCGCCGACAAGGACCGCCGGGAGUUCUUCUCCGGCCUGACGAUGGACGCAUGGGAGGACUACGGCGACCUCCUCAUCGACCAGUUCUCCGCGACGUUGACGAAGAUGAAGGAUCUGCGGCGCGCGCGCCGACGGACCGCCGCCGUCUUCGAGGCGGAGAUCCGGAGACGGCACGAGCUGGUCGAGGAGCAAUCCGCCGAGUUGUCCCGGAAGCUCAAGGAUAUGAAAAGUGGUGGGACGGAGGUUCUUCGGGGGCGGUCCCCUACUCAGUGAGAGUUGCCGAAAAGGUAGAGAAGGGAGUGAGUGUGCUUCUUUCAUGUGUAUGUGAGGUCGGAAGAGGAAGAGGCUCAAAUUUGCAUUUUGCAGCAGGCUUUUAGUCUUAUUGUUUGAUUCCCUGGAUGGGCAGAUGGGAAUACCAGCUCUAAUAUGUGCUUCGAUGGGGUUCAUGGCAUUUUCGUGUUUCUUCCUCUUUCUUAACAAUACACAAAUAUCAAUAUAC